This is a messenger RNA of Sarcophilus harrisii (Tasmanian devil), 3039 nucleotides long. It is a transcript of the gene TNFRSF4, whose product is annotated as TNF receptor superfamily member 4. Gene Ontology annotation, biological process: inflammatory response. Gene Ontology annotation, molecular function: tumor necrosis factor receptor activity; protein binding. The transcript is spliced from 7 exons. The record is from RefSeq and is a predicted model, not a curated record. The coding region runs from base 741 to 1577 and encodes 278 amino acids. Lineage: Eukaryota; Metazoa; Chordata; Mammalia; Dasyuromorphia; Dasyuridae.
AAACAAUUAGAGCUAGAGAUAGCCCCUUGUUGGGGAUUUUAUAGGGAUGGUUUCUGCCAGGUAUGAGUUACACUCGAUUGCCUCUGAGGGUCCUGUCCAGAUCUUGAGAUUAUGGCACCUGGGUCCUGAUUGACUAGGAAUACAAGGAAGGCUUGCAGAGUGCUGGGACUUGGGUGGAACAUCACCCUCCGUCUGAAUCAGCUAUUUGAGCUGGCAGCUGAGAAGGCUGCCCAAAGAGGCGGUGUAUCCAGGAAAAAGGAAAUGAGUCUUGUGCUCUGCGCCCUGCUCGGACUACAGAGGGAAUGUAGUGUUCCAGGUUUGAUGAAGGAAGUUUGUAAGCUGUGGGAACCCAGAGGAAGCCCCCCAGGGUGCUGCUGGGAGCUGUCCGCCAGUACUGGGGGAGACUCUGGGAAAGGAGGGGUUUGUUUCAGGCAACAGCCAAAACUGAGAGUAAGAGGGGACAGUGGGAGUGCCUUUGGGGGGAUCCUCCUUCAACCCCAGAGAGAGGAAGGAGCAGAGUCCCCCAAGCAGUCUCCGAGCCAAGGCUGGGAGCCCCUAGGGAGCGCUUUGUAGGAAAGUCUGUGGCGGGGCCUUCAUCCAACUGAGACUCUGUGAUUCUAUGAAAUAACAAGCAACGACCUCAACAUCCGCCGAAAGGGGCUUUCCCUGGCGAGAGAGGAAGGGCUCGGGGCUCCCGAGCCCUCAGUGCGGGCAGAGGCCGCGGAGAGGGAGGCAGGAAGAUGACUGACCGGCAGCGACACCCGUGGAGGCCCGUGACUUUGCUCUGGCUCCUCGCUGCCCAGAUGCCCCCCGCCUCUCUGCAGCCGUGCGGCAAGUUCUCCUACAGCGUAGAGGGCAAGUGCUGCAGCUAUUGUAAACCUGGUUUUGAGAUGGCGAGCCGCUGCACCGGUAGCAGAGACACGGGCUGCAGACCCUGCCACGAGGGGCUCUUCAAUGAGGGCUUCAGCAACGAAUUCUGCCAGCCCUGCACUCAGUGCAACGUCGGGAGCGGGAGCCGGGUCCUGAAGAACUGCACAAGGUCCAGUGACACCGUGUGUCAGUGCACCCCAGGGACGCAGCCGGCUCAGUUCUUGAAGAGGGGAGUGGAGUGCGCCCCGUGUCCCCCGGGACACUUUUCUCUGGGAGAAAACACCAUGUGCAAACCGUGGACCAACUGCGAGGCCACAGGCAGACGGACCCAGCGGGCCGGGAGCAGCAGAGCCGACGCCCGCUGUGAGGAGGCGCGGACGUCAGGGCCGCACCCAUCCCCUGCCACGCCCGCGCGGACCCCGGCCGCCAGCCCCCCGCCCACCGUGCCCUCGCGGCUCACCACCCAGCGCCUGGGGGUGCUGAGCACCCUCCCGCCGCCGCAGCCUGACAAGCCCUGGUCCUCGUUCUCCAUCAUCUUCCUGGUGCUUUUUCUGCUCCUGGUCUUUGGCUUGAUUUUGUUGAUCCUGGGGAUCUACCUGUCCAGGAGGGACAAGAGGCAGCUGCCUGCAAUUUGGAAGCCCACAGGGCCAUACAGCUUCCGGAUGCCCAUCCAAGAGGAACACCAGUACAGCCUAGCCAAGGUCUGAGCCUCGGAGAGCACCCCUGGAGGCCAUCCCAGGCCCCGCCUCCCAGGACUGGCUGGACUCGCUGUGGGAAGGCUGCGGGCCUCGGGGGACUCUGCCUCUCACUUUCUCUCCUCCCCUCCCUCCAAGCUCCUCUUCCAGCAGCCCAGACUCCUAGACCCCGGGGCUUGUUGGGUUUCCUCUGCAUCUCUUUCUGAAGGGGGCCACCUUGGCGUCCAGCGUAGCGAGAAGCUCCUCUAGUUCUUGGGGUUUUUCAGGGGCUCAGCCCAUACGAAGCCCCCAGUCUGAGAGCUGGAGGGAACCUCCAGGACUGUUGUCCCAUCCACACCCAGAGAAGUCCCCCCCCGCGGUAACAUCCGAGCGAGGGGCAGACUGCUCCACAGCCCACGGCGGUUCCCCAGUGGAAGGAGUGUCCCUGGGCAGCUGGGGCUGGCGUCCCUGCGCUCUGGGAGGAAUCCCCUGAGCUUUCCUGCUUCCUCUUUUCCAAAAUGGGGAUGUUGGGUGAGAUGCUCUGGAAGGCCUCUCGGCUCUGCCUGAGGGGCCUUUGAGAGUCACUAACCAUUUUACAAACACACAAAGACCUGAGUUUCUCCCAUGGAAAGAUUCUCGGGGACAGAGGCCUAAGGAAGAGCAUCCUCCCUCCUCCCAUCUUUCCCCACCCUAGCUCAGCCCCAAAGCCCCAUCCUGCUUCUGGCUUCUCCAGUCCAGAUGCAGAUGGCUUCAGGGCCCCCACUGUCUCUGCUGACCUGGCUCAGAAUGGGGGCUUUUCUGGCCUCCCUCCCUCUUCCUCCUUCUCCUCUUCCUCUUUCUCCCCUCCUCCUCCUCCUCUUCUUCCUCCUUCUCUUUCUGUUACCUUGUUCCCCGAGGUCCCAGAUGCUGAUUCACAUUCACACUCACAGCCAUGUUCUUCUUUACAGCCCUCUCCUCUUCCCAUUCAAAAAAGAGAGAGAACCCCGUGGUCACUAUCCCACUCUCCAGACAUGGUAUCUCCUCUCUCCCCUCGGACCUACCCCUGUUUCAAGUCUCUGACACGCUGUCUCCCUUCCCUUCCCCCCGUGACUGGCCACUCUCUCCAGGCCUACCUCCCCCUUCCCUGUUUCUGGACAUACCCCCCACUCUCUAUGGUAGCUGAGUCCCGAGCUGCUCGGGGUGGGAUAGAGGGACCAAAUGGGGUCUGCCCUGAAUAUUCACCCCCAUGGGGUGUCCUUGACCUGUGGUUGGACCCUCGAGUGGACCUUGGGUCUCCUUCCAGCGAGCUGAGUUUACCCUCUGAGGCUGAGUGGUGAACGCUGAGAGCAGCUCCUGCCUAGCGGCCCUGCUGCUGAUGUCUGCAACUCUCUAUGUGGUUUAUUAUAUAAACUCUUGGGCCCGUGAGCAGGCCUGGAACCUGGGCCUGGAGGCUCUUUGCCCAGUGUGCGGAGUGGGGAGGGAAAAAGGAGGGGGGAGAGAGAGAGAGAGAGAGAGA